Symphalangus syndactylus (siamang) is the source of this 1907-nucleotide messenger RNA. RefSeq names its product MAGE family member A11 (gene MAGEA11). Gene Ontology annotation, molecular function: histone deacetylase binding. Gene Ontology annotation, cellular component: nucleus. Gene Ontology annotation, biological process: negative regulation of transcription by RNA polymerase II. NCBI's taxonomy places the organism in Eukaryota, Metazoa, Chordata, Mammalia, Primates, Hylobatidae. The record is from RefSeq and is a predicted model, not a curated record.
UCUGAGAGAAGCGAAAGAGUCUUUCUGAGAGGUAUCUUGAGAGUGGCAGAGGGCAGCCGGUCCAGGCUCUGUGAGGAGGCAAGACAGAGGUGCCUCUUCAUUCAGCCUUGGGAAUCUGAGGGAUGGAGACUCGGGUCCGCAGAGAGGGUCUCGGGUGCAGCCCUGCCAGCAUCAAGAGGAAGAAGAAGAGGGAGGACUCAGGAUACCUUGGACUCCAGGUGAGCACUAUGUUCUCAGAGGACGACUUCCAGUCAACAGAAAGAGCCCCAUAUGGUCCACAAAUACAACAGUGGUCCCAGGAUCUGGCAAGAGUCCAGGUUUUUAGAGAACAGGCCAACCAGGAGGACAGGAGUCCCAGGAGGACCCAGAGGAUCACUGGAGGAGAAGAAGUGCUGUGGGGCCCCAUCACCCAGAUAUUUCCCACAGUUUGGCCUGCUGACCUAACGAGAGUCAUCAUGCCUCUUGAGCAAAGAAGUCAGCACUGCAAGCCUGAGGAAGGCCUUCAGGCCCAAGAAGAAGACCUGGGCUUGGUGGGUGCACAGGCUCUCCAAGCUGAGGAACAGGAGGCUGCCUUCUUCUCCUUUACUCUGAAUGUGGGCACUCUAGAGGACGUGCCUGCUGCUGAGUCACCAAGUCCUCCCCAGAGUCUUCAGGAAGAGUCCUCCUCUCCCACUGCCAUGGCCGCCAUCUUUGGGAGCCUAUCUGAUGAGGGCUUCAGCAGCCAAGGAAAGGAGGGGCCAAGUACCUCGCCUGACCUGAUAGACCCUGAGUCCUUUUCCCAAGAUAUACUACAUGACAAGAUAAUUGAUUUGGUUCAUUUAUUGCUCCGCAAGUAUCGAGUCAAGGGGCUGAUCACAAAGGCAGAAAUGCUGGGGAGUGUCAUCAAAAAUUAUGCGGACUACUUUCCUGAGAUAUUUAGGGAAGCCUCUGCAUGCAUGCAACUGCUGUUUGGCAUUGAUGUGAAGGAAGUGGACCCCACUAGCCACUCCUAUAUCCUUGUCACCUCCCUCAAUCUCUCUUAUGAUGGCAUACAGUGUAAUGAGCAGAGCAUGCCCAAGUCUGGCCUCCUGAUAAUAGUCCUGGGUGUAAUCUUCAUGGAGGGGAACUGCAUCCCUGAAGAGGUUAUGUGGGAAGUCCUGAGCAUUAUGGGAGUGUAUGCUGGAAGGGAGCACUUCCUCUUUGGGGAGCCCAAGAAGCUCCUCACCCAAGAUUGGGUGCAGGAAAAGUACCUGGUGUACCGGCAGGUGCCCGGCACUGAUCCUGCAUGCUAUGAGUUCCUGUGGGGUCCAAGGGCCCACGCUGAGACCAGCAAGAUGAAAGUUCUUGAGUACAUAGCCAAUGCCAAUGGGAGGGAUCCCACUUCUUACCCAUCCCUGUAUGAAGAUGCUUUGAGAGAGGAGGGAGAGGGAGUCUGAGCAUGAGAUGCAACCAGGGCCAGCGGGCAGGGAAACGGGCCAAUGCAUGCUUCAGGGCCACACCCAGCAGUUUCCUUGUCCUGUGUGAAAUCAGGCCCAUUCUUCCCUCUGUGUUUGAUGAGAGAAGUCAGUGUUCUCAGUAGUAGAAGGCACAGUGAAUGGAAGGGAACACAUUGUAUACUGCCUUUAGGUUUCUCUUCCAUUGAGUGACUUGGAGAUUCCUUUUUGUUUCCUUUUGGUAAUUUUCAAAUAUUGUUCCUGUAAUAAAAGUUUUAGUUAGCUUCAACAUCUAAGUGUAUGGAUGAUACUGACCACACAUGUUGUUUUGCUUAUCCAUUUCAAGUGCAAGUGUUUGCCAUUUUGUAAAACAUUUUGGGAAAUCUUCCAUCUUGCUGUGAUUUGCAAUAGGUAUUUUCUUGGAGAAUGUAAGAACUUAGCAAUAAAGUUGAACUGGUGUUGUGAAACAGAGAAAUAAAAGGAGAAGGUCAUUAA